AAAGGGUGAUCUUUUAAAAAAAAAGAGUCCUUCUAUUCUACUCCACGAGGAUAUGACGACCUGCUGAAGACCAAGUGAUUCAAGAAAUUAAGCGUGAUUGUUGCCUUGAUGAUUUCAGAGUAAACGUGAUUGUUGACAAGUAAAAGCAACUGACCGGUGCAGAAAUUAACAGGAAAAAAGUUCCUGCUAGACCGUCGGAGAAUUGCUGAUAGAUAAAGGCGGCGGGACUGGCCGGCAGAAGAACAGCAAGACGAAGCAGAUGUUCUAGCCAGCCAUGGCGAUCAUCCUGCUGCUCCUCCUCAGCGGCCUCACACCGUUUCUGCAGGCAGCCGCCGAUGUAUUCUGCGAUAACGUCAAGGUACUCGCAGACACGCUCCCCAAGAACACCUCCUCUUCGCCGGUUCACUUCGCCACGGCCGCCUUCGGUCAAGCCCCCGACGUCGUCUACGCGCUGUCGCUCUGCCGCGGCGACAUCCUCAACGACACCGCCUGCGCCAAGUGUGUCUCCAACUCGUUCCAGGUGGUGUCCAACGCCACGCCCCCGGAGGUGCAGUGCUACAAGGACGCCAACUACUACGGCGACUGCCUCCUCGUCUACUCCGGCGACGCCCAAAUCCUCGCGCCCUUCGAUCGUACUAACAACGGCGACGGCACGCCGCCGCCAUUCGUGAAGUGCAACGUCAGGAACGUGACCGGCGACGUCAGCCUCAUCACGGGCCUCAUCCGCGAGCUGCUGGUGGAGACCGUGGAGACGGCGGCGGCAGCGGCCAGCGGCAGCGGCGGCAGCACGAUGCCACGAUUCGCCACGGGCGUCAUGGACAGCGGCACAAACUUCCCAAUGGUGUACUCCAUGGCGCAGUGCACGCCGGACAUGUCCGCCGGCGACUGCUUGGCGUGCCUGCGCGGCCUCCUCGACAUGGUCAACUCCACCAUGGCGCUUCGAAUUGGAGGCCAGAUUCAUGUCAUACGGUGUUAUUUCAGGUACGAGGCGUCUCAGUUCUACGGCGGCCAGCCCAUGGUACGCAUCGGCCCGCCGGCGCCGGCGCCAGCUCUGUCUCCGGCCACCAAACACAAGAGGAAGCUGUGGGUAAUUCCCGUAGUUGUAGUUCCUCUAGCGGCAGCAGCGUUUCUGUGCUUCAUCUUUUACUCUCGUCGGCGCACAAAGCAAAGAAAAGGUAAAUUGAUGAGAUCACAAGGAUCAAGGCGUGCUCAGGAUUUGGAAGGAGAGGAACAACUAGUUUGGCAAGGGAAGAAUUCAGAAUUCUCGGCGUUUGACUUUGAACAGGUUAUGGAGGCCACAAAUAAUUUUUCAGAAGAAAACAAACUUGGACAAGGUGGCUUUGGCGCUGUCUACAAGGGCCAGUUCCCCGAUGGAUUGGACGUAGCAGUCAAGAGACUUGCUUCACAUUCAGGACAAGGUUUCAUAGAGUUCAAAAAUGAAGUCCAACUCAUAGCCAAACUCCAGCACAAAAAUUUGGUUAGGCUCCUGGGAUGUUGCUCUAAAGAAGAGGAGAAAAUAUUGGUUUAUGAAUACUUGCCAAACAAAAGCUUGGAUUUCUUCAUUUUUGAUGAAAAUAAAAGAGAUUUAUUGGAUUGGUCCAAACUUGUAGUCAUAAUCGAAGGAGUAGCACAUGGACUUCUCUACUUACAUAAGCACUCCCGGUUGCGUGUUAUACAUCGAGAUCUUAAACCAAGCAACAUUCUCUUGGACAGCGAAAUGAAUCCAAAAAUUUCUGAUUUUGGGUUAGCAAAAAUAUUCAUCACAAAUAACACCGAAGGAAACACUACAAGAAGAGUGGUUGGUACAUAUGGCUACAUGGCCCCUGAGUAUGCCUCGGAGGGCGUUUUCUCUGUUAAAUCUGACGUCUUCAGCUUUGGUGUUGUUAUGUUUGAGAUCCUUAGCAGAAAGCGGAAUUCUGGUAAACAACAAUGUGGAGAUUUCAUCAAUCUCCUUGGAUAUGCAUGGCGAUUAUGGGAAGAGGGAAGGUGGAUUGAUCUCGUUGAUGCAUCAUUGGAUCUCAAAAGUCAAUCAACGGAGAUAAUGAGGUACAUUAACAUAGCAUUGUUGUGUGUACAAGAGAAUGCAGUCGAUCGACCUACCAUGGCAGAUGUUGUUGCAAUGCUAAGCAGUGAGACUACAAUCAUGGUUGAGCCUAAGAAGCCAGCAUAUUUCAAUGUAAGGGUGGGAAAUGAAGAGGUGUCCGCUGCUUCUGAGUCAUGCAGUAUUAAUGAAAUGACGAUGUCAGUCACAAUUCCUAGAUAGAGUUUUGGUCGUCUCAUGUGAUUUGUAGUACUGUCCAACGUAGUAUUCACGAUAUUGUUGCGGCUGCUAUAUAAUGUGUAAGUUUAAGGACUGUUUGAAAUGUUAGAUUAUGUACUCUCAAGGCUACGAAAGAGGUUACCUAGCUGGAGUACAGAACUAGUUGUUAAUAUACGUUGAUUUUCUAUUA
This is a messenger RNA of Brachypodium distachyon (stiff brome), 2450 nucleotides long. Its product is annotated as putative cysteine-rich receptor-like protein kinase 20. Gene Ontology annotation, biological process: protein phosphorylation. The record is from RefSeq and is a predicted model, not a curated record. The transcript is spliced from 7 exons. Lineage: Eukaryota; Viridiplantae; Streptophyta; Magnoliopsida; Poales; Poaceae. Bases 275 to 2263 code for a protein of 662 amino acids. Gene Ontology annotation, molecular function: ATP binding; protein kinase activity.